CGGCGGCGGCGGCAUGGCAGGUCGGCGGGUGAACGUGAACGUGGGCGUGCUGGGCCACAUCGAUAGCGGCAAGACGGCGCUGGCGCGGGCGCUGAGCACCACGGCCUCCACCGCAGCCUUCGACAAGCAGCCGCAGAGCCGCGAGCGCGGCAUCACGCUUGACCUGGGCUUCUCGUGCUUCUCGGUGCCGCUGCCCGCGCGCCUGCGGGCGGCGCUGCCCGCGUCCCCGGCGGCGUCCGGAGCCGAUCCCGAGUCCGGAGAGCCGCAGCUUCAGGUCACGCUGGUCGAUUGCCCCGGGCACGCCUCCCUCAUCCGGACCAUCAUUGGCGGGGCCCAGAUCAUUGAUCUGAUGAUGCUGGUCAUCGAUGUGACCAAAGGGAUGCAGACCCAGUCAGCAGAGUGCCUUGUGAUUGGGCAGAUUGCCUGCCAGAAGCUGAUCGUGGUGCUGAACAAAACAGACCUCUUAGCUGACGGGAAGAGACAGGCAGUGAUUGAUAAAAUGACCAAGAAAAUGCAGAAGACCCUGGAGAACACCAAGUUCCGAGGUGCACCGAUUAUACCCGUGGCGGCCAAGCCUGGGGGGCCAGAGGCCCCUGAAACGGAAGCUCCACAGGGCAUCUCAGAGCUCAUUGAGGUGGUGAAGAAGGUGAAGUCCAUGCAGAUGUUUCACAUGCCUGUCACAUCAGCCAUGCAGGGAGACCGCCUGGGCAUUUGCGUCACCCAGUUUGACCCCAAGCUGCUGGAGCGCGGCCUGGUGUGUGCCCCCGAGUCCCUGCACACUGUCCACGCAGCCAUCAUCUCUGUGGAGAAGAUCCCAUAUUUCCGGGCACCCCUGCAGACCAAAGCCAAGUUCCACAUCACGGUGGGCCAUGAGACGGUCAUGGGCCGGUUGAUGUUCUUCAGCCCUGCCCCCGACAGCUUUGACCACGAGCCUGUGCUGGACUCCUUCGACUUCUCUCGAGAAUACCUCUUCCAGGAGCAGUACCUAGAGAAGGAUUUGGCACCAGUGGGGACGGACAGUGAUGAGACUGACAAGAAGACGGGCCAGGCCGCCGAAGGCCGCUGCCCACGGCAGCAGUGGGCCCUUGUGGAAUUUGAGAAGCCUGUCACCUGCCCUCGGCUGUGCCUGGUGAUUGGCUCCAGGCUAGAUGCGGACAUUCAUGCCAACAUGUGCCGGCUGGCCUUCCACGGCGUCCUGCUGCACGGCCUGGAGGACAAGGACUAUGCCGAGAGCUUCUUGCCCAGGCUGAAAGUGUAUAAGCUGAAGCACAAACAUGGCCUUGUAGAACGGGUGAUGGAUGACCACAGCGUGAUCGGCCGCUCCCUGUUCAAAAAGGAGACCAACAUCCAGCUCUUCGUGGGCCUCAAGGUGAACCUAUCCACUGGGGAGCUGGGAGUCAUUGACAGCGCCUUUGGCCAGAGUGGCAAGUUCAAGAUCCACAUCCCUGGUGGCCUCAGCCCCGAGUCCAAGAAGAUGCUGACGCCCACCCUCAGGAAGCGGGGCCGGGCUGGCCGAGGAGAAGCCGCCAAGCCAGAGGAGGGGGCGGAGCGGCCCGAGCCUGCGCAGCACGUGGCCGUCAGCCUGUCCUUCAAGCGCUACGUCUUCGACACCCACAAGCGCAUGGUCCAGUCUCCCUGAGGGUUCCUGUGACCUUGCCCAGGCCCCCGGGCUGGGCUGCAGUGCCACGCGUCGGACCAGAUGUGCCUCGCCCUCCUUUCGUGUAUCCCUCCCCAUGACCCUGCAGAUGCGGGCCCCGGGCCUGGCGCUACGCCCCGGUGAGGAGCCUGGGGAGCGAGGCAGCAGCGGCUUCAGGGCCGAGGCUCAGAGGGUCUGUCCUGGUGCCCUCCGAGCUGCUGGGGGCCAGCGUUUCCCAGGUCGCCCCGCAGGCAGCUGUGGGAGGGCUAAU
Lontra canadensis (Northern American river otter) is the source of this 1907-nucleotide messenger RNA. It is a transcript of the gene EEFSEC, whose product is annotated as eukaryotic elongation factor, selenocysteine-tRNA specific. The coding region runs from base 14 to 1639 and encodes 541 amino acids. Gene Ontology annotation, biological process: selenocysteine incorporation. The transcript has 6 exons. NCBI's taxonomy places the organism in Eukaryota, Metazoa, Chordata, Mammalia, Carnivora, Mustelidae. Gene Ontology annotation, molecular function: GTPase activity; GTP binding; translation elongation factor activity. The record is from RefSeq and is a predicted model, not a curated record.